This is a messenger RNA of Papilio xuthus (Asian swallowtail), 1161 nucleotides long. RefSeq lists its product as uncharacterized. Lineage: Eukaryota; Metazoa; Arthropoda; Insecta; Lepidoptera; Papilionidae. The annotation marks the transcript as partial. The record is from RefSeq and is a predicted model, not a curated record. The transcript has a single exon. Gene Ontology annotation, molecular function: catalytic activity.
AUGUCGAGAAAGCUCACUUUUGCCAUGAUCCAAGAACCGUAUAUAGGAAGCAUAGGAGAAGUUAAACAAUAUCCCGGAACUAGAGUAAUCCAAUACACAAGAACACCAAACUCAGACAAAGUUAUAAAAUCAGCAAUUAUACUAUUUGACAACACCAUUAAUAUAACACAAUAUCCAAACUUAACAACAGAAAAUAUAGCGGUAGUAAAAUUAAGAACAAGAUCAUGGGAGAUAGGAGUGAUCUCGAUAUAUCUGGAAGGAGAUAAACCCAUAGAACCCUACUUGGAAGGCAUAAAGAGAGCAGUAGACAACAUAGAUACACAAAACAUAUUAUUAGGAGGAGAUGUUAAUGCAUGGAACACGUGGUGGGGAAGCCGGUUCACAAACAGUAGAGGUGAGGAUAUGGCAGCACUACUGGACCAGUUGGAACUACAUCUCCUAAAUACUGGAUCUGAAUCUACCUUUGACGCAGUCAGAGGAGACAAGAGAUUCUCCAGCUGUGUGGACAUAACAACAUGCUCAACAACAUUAUUAGACAAAAUAGAUAACUGGCGCACCGACAGUAGCAUAAUAAAUUCAGACCACAAAGCACUAACCUUCACAAUCAACUUGGAAAAAUCAAUAGGAACAGACAUCGAACGCACAACAAGAAAAUACAACACAAGAAAAGCAAAUUGGAACGAAUUUAAAGAAAAAUUAGAAGCAAAUUUAAAAAAGAAUAACGUUAACAAACAAGAAAUAGAGCAAACCACAACCCCCCAACAAUUAGACACAAUAGUCCAAAACUACACCAACUCCAUACAAAACGCAUGCGACGACUGUUUUAAAAAAGAACCCAAAAAUAGAAAAAUCAAACUUACCUGGUGGACAGAAGCGCUUACUAAAAAGAAGAAGGAGGUCCUCACGAAGAAGAGAAGGAUAGCCUGCGCCGCUCCAAUCCGCAGAAGAAAAGUAGUUGAAGAAUACCUGAAAGCAAAAGAAGAGUAUGAGAAAGAAAUAAAGGAAGCACAAACAUCCAGCUGGAAAUCUUUCUGUACAAAACAGGACAAAGAAUCAAUGUGGGACAGUAUAUACAGAGUCAUAAAUAGAACAACCAAAAGACAGGAAGAACUACCCAUCACGGAAAAUGGACAAACCCUUAACGGAGUAGAAUCGGCAAAG